Messenger RNA from Oppiella nova, 2738 nucleotides. NCBI's taxonomy places the organism in Eukaryota, Metazoa, Arthropoda, Arachnida, Sarcoptiformes, Oppiidae. The record is from the annotation of a GenBank genome assembly.
UGUAUUGUGUUUAACACAGUAUACCUUUCGAUUGACAACUGUUUGACAAUAAAAUAUUGUAAUUAAAUACAGUGUGAUUAAAAUAUUGUUUUUAAAACAUUCAAAACCAGAUAGCAUUCAUGCUAAGUAUGGCUACAAUGAUGAGUGGAUUUGGAUUUCAAGAUAUGAUGGCGUCGAUGGGCGGCCCGCAGAGUAACGCACAGAUGGAUCCGAUGGGAAUGGCGUCGAACUCAUCGAAUGGGUCGCCGCCGCAGAGGAAGAUAUCCGCGAGUGAGACCAUACACUCCGGUCAGUUCAUGGUGUCCGAGAUCGAUGAGAGCGAACAGGCCGUCGAACAGCCGGCCAACGAGUCCCAGGAGUUGGAGGACUACGAGCGGCCGAUCGAGUCGUCGGACGUCCUCAGCAAAUAUGAUUUGGAGACCAAUUGCAUGGAAACCACUCACACCUAUCUGUACGGACCCCAGUAUGCGAACACUGUGUCCAUCGACGGCUCGCUCACCAAACUGUUUGAGUGCAUGAGUCUGGCCUACAGCGGAAAGAUUACGUCUCCGCGUUGGAAGUCAUUCAAAGGCCUGAAGCUGAAGCUCAAGGAUAAGAUUCGGCUCAAUAACAUCAUAUGGAGGGCCUGGCAUAUACAGUACAUUGCCGGACGUAAUCCAGUUGUUUGUCAAUUCUCUUCGCCGGUGGACAGCGAUCGCCAUAAGAAGGUGGAAGCGGUCAUAAUGGAGGGAAAGUACUGGAAAAGGCGUAUGGCGGCCGUCACCGCUGAGUAUAAUAAGUGGCGUCUAUAUCAUAGUCACAGAAAAGGUGGUCGACCCGAAACACCCUCACGUCCUAAUAUGUCGUUUGAUUGGGAGAACUGUUUUACGAGUUUCAAUAGUAUGUCGGAAUGCGCUUCCGAUGACUAUACCAUGGAUUUUACGGAUUCAUUGUUUAGUCAAUUACUUCAACCAAAUCUUAUUGAUUUUCCAAAUCCCAGAGAAAUAGCCCGGAGUGGAAUGGGCGCUGAGUUUAUGCAGCCGGGACUCGUGCAAUUGCAGCCUAACCUGGAUGAUUUCAUGGAUACAUUUGAGCCCUUACAAGAACUAUUAUUCUCUUCGAAAAACAUGUCUUCAUUGCCGACAUUACCCGAAGAGACAAACAUUGAUAACAAUGUUAUUGUCGGUCAACAAAACUCAAAGAUUAACCAAUCGAUCUCUGAGAUGUCGUCUUCAGAUUUGUUGAAUUCACUUCUGUGUCAAACGAACCCAUCGGUCGGUUCGUCUCAAAUGUCCGGCUAUUCCGUUGGCAAGAGUUUGAGGCAAUCCAUGGGACAGACCUCAGCUCAACCGCAAAUGAAUCCGGAAAUGCACGUGUCGUUCAAACUGGAUCCCAUGCCAUCCCAGCCCUUAUCCCAACCCCUAUCCCAACCCCUAUCCCAGGGUCCCAUACAGUCGUUGAGUUUGAACGACUUGACUGCCAUUCAAAACAUGCAAUCAAUGCAAUCGAAACCAAUGCUGGACUCGAUGUACACUCAACUCGGGUCGCAAGCGUUUGGUACACAAAACACAGUGCCUUUGAAUCGCAGCCAACCGGCCCUUCACACGAAAAGCCGCGGACCUAUGCCUCCAGAAUUUGCUCAAACAAACCAUACCUCGUAUUCUCCACACCCCGUAAGCCCUGUUCCCCAACACUACUCCGUGAAGAGUCCCAUCCGCAAGAAGUACAUGAACUCCGUGUCAAAGACCACUGCCUCUGCCAUUGACGCCAAUAACCAGAAAUUCAUUGCUCCCAAGGCUUUGACGAAUAAGCAAAGACGCGAACGGAGUAUAUCGACGCCACAUAUAAAUCGAGACGGACUCGGCAUCCAAGUGCUGCCGCAGAUGCCAAUCCCCACGUCGGCCGUCUCGAUGACAAACAUAAACACUUCCAGAGGUAACUCACACUUUGAGCGCUCGUCGUCUCUGCCCGUCUAUACUCAAGAGCGCCGAAAGGGUGUCGUCUCGAUGCCCAACCCGAUCGCUAACUUUUCCAGCGUUUCCGGCAGUAAUUCCGUGUCUAAUAUCUCAUACCCAUUGCAACAACAGUCGCUGCAAUCGUCACAACCGAUGGUUCAUAAGUUACAAAUGAUGGCACAAAACAAUAAUAAUUUGAACUCAUAUUCGGCGCCGCCUUAUAAUAUAUCGCCGCAAAUGGUUGUGUCCAACGCUUACGACAUAUCUCAGGGAUCUUCGAGUGACAGCACUCUUAUCGCACGUCUUCUGACCUCAAACUCAUUGAAUAACAUUUCGACCGACAGUUCACAGCAAAUGUACUCAACUGUAAACCCCAGCGCAGCUCAGACUAUGAAUUUGUCAAACACUGGGGGCGCCGAUAGAUCCACUACUAUAGACGCCUCCUGUAUAGGCAUCAGAACUCCGGUGACGACCGGUGCCAACGAAAAGUGUCAGUUAUACUCACCAAAGCAUAGCCGAGAUGCGGACGGUUUGCCAAUCAGUGGACAAUUAGCGCCAAAUAUUAAACCAAAUUUUCUAAUGCACUCCAAUCCAAACAUACGGUCGUCGCCGUCGACGCCCUCAUCGAUGGCCUCCAUUGUGCCCCAAAUGUCAUCGCUCGCCAAAUCUCACUCAUCGCCGGUCUCUAUGGCCUCCUAUAACGACAACAAGUUCGCCGGCGUUCAGCCGAUCCCAUCGCCGCCAUCGCACUCGUCGCCAACGAACGCAUCAAAAAGCAAACCCACGAAAGAUCGCGUCCAAUAC